This is a messenger RNA of Neohortaea acidophila, 1125 nucleotides long. Its product is annotated as SAC3/GANP/Nin1/mts3/eIF-3 p25 family-domain-containing protein. Gene Ontology annotation, cellular component: nucleus; cytoplasm; transcription export complex 2. Gene Ontology annotation, biological process: mRNA export from nucleus. The transcript is spliced from 2 exons. The annotation marks the transcript as partial. Lineage: Eukaryota; Fungi; Ascomycota; Dothideomycetes; Mycosphaerellales; Teratosphaeriaceae. The record is from RefSeq and is a predicted model, not a curated record.
CUCACGAAAGCCCGCGAACGCGAACGAACCGAAGCCAUUCGACAUGGUGUGAUUGCCGACCCCGACAAGCCUCGAUCCCUCUCCGAAGCAAUCACGCCCGUUGGCACAUGCCAGGACAUGUGUGCAGAGUACGAGCGGGUACAGCGGGUGGUGCAAAAAGAUGUGUGGGAAGAGGAGACGGAUCCCACCCAUUCCGCAUUUGCCAGCACCGACAAAGAGCCCGAUGAAGCGCGCAUGGUGAAGAAGUUUCGGAGAGCCGCUGCGGGCCUGGAAGAACAACUACCUUCGGAUCUCCGUCCGCCUCAUAUCUUGAAGCGAACGUGCGACUAUCUCUUCAAUGAGGUUGUUGGCAACGCGCCAUUCCUCGGCCAAGUACAUCACUUCGUCUGGGACCGGACUCGGGCGGUACGGAAUGAUUUCUCCAUCCAACAAGUCACACGGCCGGAAGAGUUGAGCAUCGCCAUCGAUUGUUACGAACGAAUUGCCCGGUUCCACAUCGUCUCGCUCCAUCAGCUUGCGCUUCCCGAGAAGCCCUACUCGAAAUACGACUGGCAGCAAGAGCGCGAACAGCUCGACCGUACUCUCUUGUCCUUGAUGCAAUUCUACGACGACAGCCAUGGGCGAAUAGACCUCCCGAACGAGCCGGAAUUCCGUGCCUACUGCGUGAUUUUCCAGUUGCAAGAUCCGACUCCAGACCUGGAAGACAGGGUGCAGACGUGGCCAAGACGGAUCAUUGAAGACACGAGAGUGCACAAAGCAUUGGAUUUGUACAUGGCAGCUUGCAACGUCAUCUACUCACAAGGCCCCCUGAAACCGACCGCUCACCAUCUGAUCGCGCGACAAGACUGGCAACGCUUCUGGACCCUGGUGGCCUCGAAGCAAGUCUCGUACCUCAUGGCCUGCGUCGCCGAGAUCUACUUCAACCUCGUUCGGCGCAUGGUGCUCAGCGCUCUUUUCCGCACAUUCCGCAUGAAUUCCAACCUCGCCACCCCAGACUGGACAAUCGACAUUCUUUGCGAUCUGCUGGGCUUUGACGAUGGUGAUGAGGUGUAUACGUAUUGCGAACGCUUCGGCUUCGGCUUUAACGAACGGGAGGAUGGUGAACACUACUUGGAUCUCACUUCA